AUGGCCGAUACAGAAUGGGAAGAGCUCACUGAUGAGCAAGGAAACACAUACUACUACAAUUCUGUGACCCAAGAAACCACCUGGACGAAGCCUGGAUCCAUUGGAGACUGGCUGGUCUACACCACAGACGAUGGACGCGAGUACUACUAUAAUGAAAAGACCCAGGAAACCACUUGGGAAAAACCAGAUGGGCUCGUUGUCAAUGAAGAUAUAAAGCUAGAUGAAGAAGGAGCUGAGGAGACUCUAAACGACCUCGAUCGUGAAUUGCAACAGAAACCAAUCCAGCCGUCACCGAUUCAACAAAAAAUAGCAGAAGUGCAGCCAAAUAGUCGAGAUAAUUUUAUUCAGUUGUUGAGUGAUAAUUCUGUCGAUUCCACCUGGUCGUUUCAAAAAGUCAUGUCCAGGUUUAUCAAGGAACCAGCAUACUGGGCUGUGGAAGACUCUCUCGAAAGAAAAAAGAUUUACGAUGAGUUCUUAGACUCGAGGCUCAGAAACGACAUCUCCAAUAAAGAAGCAGUAGUACAAAAGUUCAAAACAGAUUUUGUUGCAUUAUUGGAAUCUUACAGAAACGACGACAAAAUCAAUACAAACACGCGCUGGAUCUCCAUUAAGCGAAAAUUAAUAGAUGAAGAAAACCCCAUCUUCACCCACACGGUGCUUUCCGAUGCUGAAAUUUCUAAUAUUUACUACGAAUUUAUCAAUGAAACUCGCCACGCUGAGCAAGAAGAGGUACAAAAGAAGAAGAAACAAGCGCUAGACGAACUAGAGUCCUAUUUGACCAAGGUAAAUACCAAUCUUGUCACCUCAAGCAAAGACUGGAACCAAUUGUACGACCGUCUUCAAAACGACUCCAGAUUUCAAGCCAACAAGCAUUUCAAAGAUUUGGACAAACUCGAUAUCCUUGACCUUUACAUGUCCAAGAUAUUUCCUAUUACUGUGCAGAAGCUCCGUGACGAGCUUCAAACCGUGGAAAAGGCUAACCAUCGCCAGGAUCGAAAGGCACGUUCAAAUUUCAAAAAGUUUUUGAGCCUGCUCAAGAUCACAGCCUCAACUCUAUUCAAGGACAUGGUACCUAUUUUUGAGGAGAAUGACGCAUAUAUAGAGCUUUGUGGUCGAAAGGGAUCACUGCCAUUGGAGCUUUUCUGGGAUGUGGUCGAUGAGGCAUACCAGGCAAUUAAAUUCCGAAAAGAUUUAGUGGAAGGCUACUUUCUCGAUAUGAGACGUCAUGAUCCGGUCACCUAUGAUUAUCAGAACCUUCUUCAGUCAUUUGGUCACUUUACUGAAGUCAUACGCAACUCUAAUGACGACCGAUUAUCUACCAUCAAGCUGCUUCCACAAGAAGAAUUGCAAACCGUUUAUUCCGCAAUUAAACAAGACCACGAAAAAUUACAAGAAAGCUUGAAAAAGGCCAACGAAGAGAAGAUUCUAGUGCAAGCUGGCGUUUUGGCUAGAUGGUUGAGCGAGCAUUACACUCAACUUGAUUAUAUCAAUGUCAGCGACGAAGAAAAUGAAGCAGCAAUCAGAAUCAGUUCCAAACUAAACCUCAUCAGCGCUGAUUACGAAGCACUCAAGGGCCAAUUGUCGUCUGUGGAAGAGUUUGAAAUACUACAACAGUUAUGUCAGAGCUCAGAAGACACUCAACAAUCAUUAUCAGUUGCGCUAGAAAAAGCUGUAACGGAACUCAUCAAACUUCUUCAAGAAAAGUCAUUUUUCAAAGAAACCACAUCACGAAAACGUGAAAAUUCCAACACGCAUGAUCUGGAACCAAAACGUCCUAAACCCACUCCCAAAGUUAAUCCAGUCGUUAUCAACUACUGA
Messenger RNA from Meyerozyma guilliermondii ATCC 6260, 1818 nucleotides. RefSeq lists its product as uncharacterized. NCBI's taxonomy places the organism in Eukaryota, Fungi, Ascomycota, Pichiomycetes, Serinales, Debaryomycetaceae. The record is from RefSeq and is a predicted model, not a curated record. Gene Ontology annotation, cellular component: U2-type prespliceosome; U1 snRNP. The transcript has a single exon. Gene Ontology annotation, molecular function: protein binding; RNA binding. Gene Ontology annotation, biological process: mRNA cis splicing, via spliceosome. The coding region runs from base 1 to 1818 and encodes 605 amino acids.